AUGAUGCACAGAGUUACCCUCAAGAAGCAAUGAUUUGUAGGUUCAAAAUCUACCAACAUUGAGAAUUCUUACCGAUUCGACGCUGAGCUUGGAAGUGGAGCAUAUGGGAAGGUAAUAAAAGCAACUAAUUUGAGUAGUAACCAACAAGUCGCUAUCAAGAUGGUCCAGAAAAAUAGAGUAAAAGACUACAAGACCUUCAACAAAGAGCUCUCAAUUUUAAGAGUCAUGGUAACCUUAACUUAGGACCACCCAAAUAUCGUAAAGAUCCUCGAAACUUAUGAAACAGACAGAAUAUGCUACUUGGUCAUGGAAUUAUGUGAAGGUGGGGAACUCUUCGAUAGAAUUAUACAAGAAAAAAACCUUUCUGAAGCACAUGCAGCUUUUAUUAUGAGAAAAUUAUUUAGUGCCCUAUCAUAUUGCCACGAUCAAGGCAUUUGCCAUAGAGACUUGAAGCCAGAAAAUCUUAUGUUUUUGACGAAAAAUCCAGAAAGUGAUAUAAAACUUAUAGAUUUCGGACUCGCGAAAGAGGUGAGUGAAAGCUUAGUAAUGCAUAGAUUUAAUGGGACUCCCUACUAUAUAGCGCCUGAGGUCCUCUCAAGAAACUACUCAUAUGAAGUAGAUUGCUGGUCUCUAGGUGUAAUUAUGUACGUUAUGCUUUCUGGAACUCCUCCAUUCAACGGAAGAAAUAAUGAAGAAAUACUUAUGUCGGUAUACAAUGGAUCUUAUUCAUUUCGUCCAAGAGCUUUUCAAAUGGUAUCGAACAUGGCUAAAGACUUGAUAGCUAGGCUUCUUGUAAAAGAUCCACAACUUAGAUACACUGCAAGAGCUGCAUUUAACCACCCAUGGAUCCGAGGACUUGCACCUCUGCCAGAAGUUCCUUUGAGUGUAGAAGUUUUCAUGGAUAUCAGCCAAUUUGUUUCGUCAGAAAAUUUAAAAAAAGCUACCUUGAUGUUUGUAGCCUCUAGGCUUUCAGAACGAGACCUUGAUCAGCUCAAAGAAGUUUUUAUCGCAUUUGACAAAGAUGGUGAUGGGCUACUUUCCAGAGCUGAAUAUGAAGCAGGAUUACAACAAAGUGGGAUUUAUCUUGACAAAUCAACAUUAGACAAUAUGUGACAUAUAAUAGAUUCUAACAAAAACAACUUGAUCGAUUAUACAGAAUUCCUUGCUUCUUGCUUGCAUAACCAGCAGUACUUAGACCGAGGGAUCUUAAAAACUGCUUUUGAGUAUUUUGACAUGGUAAAAUGUAUUUAGGAUGGAAAUGGACUUAUUACGCAUUCAGAACUGAGGAGCGUGCUCAGGGAUAGAGAAGUCACGCUAACUAUCAAAGACCAAAAGGUAGAAGAAAUGAUUAAAGAGGUAGACAGGAAUGGGGAUGGGUAUAUAGACUAUCAAGAAUUUCUGCAAAUGAUGGCAGGAGGAUCGUAA
Molecule: messenger RNA, 1425 nt
Organism: Blepharisma stoltei
Lineage: Eukaryota; Ciliophora; Heterotrichea; Heterotrichida; Blepharismidae
Source: the annotation of a GenBank genome assembly